Lactuca virosa is the source of this 501-nucleotide messenger RNA. NCBI's taxonomy places the organism in Eukaryota, Viridiplantae, Streptophyta, Magnoliopsida, Asterales, Asteraceae. The record is from the annotation of a GenBank genome assembly.
AUGUGCUUGGAUUUUGGUUUGAUUUUCAUAGAGCACGCGACCAGUUCGUCGACCACGAUGACUCGUCGUGGUCGUCGUCAUGAUUAUGGCUACCCGUUCUCGCCGAAACCAACCUUAGGGUCGCCCCGAUUUCCCUUGGUUCAAUUUCCCUGGGGUUGUGGGGCCCGAAGUCCUUGCACAAUGAAAUGGCAAGCUGGAUUGGAUGAAACAACGAAAGCGUGGAGAAGGCUUUUCCAAAUUCAAGAGGUUGUGUAUAAGGAGCUUGUAGUCGAGCUUUUAGCAUCAGCCUCGUUCAGGAGGAAAAUUGGUACACUAGAAGAAGCAAAUCUUACUUUUGGCCUUGGAGGGGAAAGGCACGAGCUUAGCCUCGCUGACUUCAUGAUUAAGACGAAAAUUUAUCUCCCGUCCGAGCCAUUGCAAAUGGCACAUACCAAAAGGGAACAACCCAAGAAAGCGAUAUCCGGUCCCCUCUACAUGGCCUAUUGCAUCGGUCAAUCAUGA